Messenger RNA from Spirodela intermedia, 2176 nucleotides. The record is from the annotation of a GenBank genome assembly. NCBI's taxonomy places the organism in Eukaryota, Viridiplantae, Streptophyta, Magnoliopsida, Alismatales, Araceae.
AUGCUCGGAAUUCAGAAAGACUCCGCUCAAUUGCCUACGCUAUGCCAUCCUGGAGUCAGAGUCCUCGCCUUGGCGACGGCAUUGAUUGCGUUCGCCGUGCUGGCGUUUCAGAACUCCGAAAUCUCCCCUGGAAGCCUUCCGUCGGUGCUGCUUCCCUCAAUUGAGAAUGGGAGCAUACCAAGCCCCUUUGCGAUGGAAAAACCUGCAGAUCCGGGAAGAAAUUCCUCCGUCCCUGGUUCUGUCUCUCCGCCGCUCGAGCACAGGAAAGUUAAUGCCAGUUCGGAGUCGGAGAUUGUUAGAGGCUCGGACAACAGUUCUCAUAUCGUCGAAGCUACAAAGAGGAAAACCACGAACCAGACCACUGCCACUGCAGAGGAGAUGGAAGCUUCCAGCUGUGAGGUAGGAAUGAUUCCCGCAGUCAGUAGGAAAACGAGGACCGAUCCACUGUCGAUACCAGAGAUGAACCAGAUAUUGUCAGAUAAUCGUCGAUCGUCUUGUUCGAUGGUAAUAUUCUUCCGCAGAAACCUUGGCGCAGUUUCCAGGGAAUUUUUCUUUCAAUACGAAGGGAUUCAGCCCCCUCUUUUCCCCUGAUAUGCCCCGCAGGUUCCCCGGUGGUCUUCUAAAACUGAUCUGCAGAUUCUACGCGCAAGGAGAGAGAUAGAGAACGCCCCCAUUGUAGAGAAGGAUCCAGAACUCUACGCGCCCGCUUUCAGGAAUAUUUCCAUGUUUAAGAGGUAGGAAUCCGGUUCUGCGCAUACUUUCUGUUCAUCAACGAUAACACAGUCCCUCUUUGACUUCUCUGGAUCUCCAUAACGUGAUCUGCUUGGAUUUCUGCGGAGACCUCUCUCAAGAUAAUAUAUCUGGUGUUGGACUUCAUGAUUUGGACGUAUGUGGUUCAUCGAAUCUGCUCUUAAAGAAGAAUUGGGUAAGAAAUCGAGAUUCAUACCGAAGUAGAUGGAUGAUCAUCAGAGGCGAAUGAAACAUUCCUUCCCGUCUUGAAACAGCUGGUCUAUCUGAAAAAAGAAGGCUAACAGAGUGAACCAUUCCAGGAGCUAUGAAUUGAUGGAGAAGACGCUCAAAGUGUACGUCUACAAGGAGGGGGAGAAGCCCAUCUUCCACAGCCCCCAACUCACUGGGAUUUACUCCUCCGAGGGCUGGUUCAUGAAGAACAUGGAAGGAAGCACGCGAUUCCGCGUGGAGGACCCCACCAAGGCCCACCUCUUCUACAUCCCCUUCAGCUCCAAGAUCCUCCGGGAGAAGCUCUUCUUCCCUGGUUCCCACCGCAAAUAUAUAAUCCAGUACUUGAAGGACUAUGUCGCCACCAUCGCCGGCAAGUACCCCUUCUGGAACAGGACCGGCGGUGCCGACCACUUCUUCGCCGCCUGCCAUGACUGGGUGCGCUUCCUGCUCCCUGCUCUCACUCUCCUUCCCCCUCAAAAAACACAUCACAUAUUCAAUCCCUCACUCUGUUCUGCACCAUCCGACGCAGGCACCAGCGGAGACGCAAGAAGUGAUGGGGAAGACGAUCAGAGCCCUCUGCAACGCCAAUCUCGCCAGAAUGUACGAGCUGGGGAAGGACGUCACCCUGCCGGAGGCGAACGUCCACGACUCGAAGAACCCUAUGCAGGGCUCCGGCGGCAGAUCCGCCGGCGAGAGGCCCGUCCUCGCCUUCUUCGCCGGGAAGAUGCACGGCCACCUGCGGCCAUUGCUGCUGCAGCAAUGGCGGAACAGAGACAACGACAUCAAGGUCUUCGGCCCGCUGGGUCGCGGAGCGAGGAAGCAGAACGCCACCAUGUCCUACGCCGAGUACAUGAGGAGCAGCAGGUACUGCAUCUGCCCUAGGGGCUACGAGGUGCACAGCCCCAGAGUGGUGGAGGCCAUCUUCUACCAGUGCGUGCCGGCGAUCAUCUCCGACAACUUCGUGCCGCCUCUCUUCGAGGUGCUCAACUGGGAGGCCUUCUCCGUGGUAGUGGCGGAGAAGGACGUCCCGAGGUUGAAGGAGAUCCUCCUAUCCAUUCCCGAGAAGAAGUACUUGGCCCUGCAGGCCGGCGUGAGAGGCGUGCGCAGGCACUUCCUCUGGCACAAUAUGCCGGAGAGGUACGACGCCUUCCACAUGACCCUCCACUCCGUCUGGUUCAACAGGGUCUUCCAGUUCAAGCCCCGCUUAUUGCAAUAA